CUACGCCAAGAUGGGCGAGAUGAUGCUCGCCCUGUUCCGCCACCACCAGUGGAGCCGCGCCGCGCUGCUUUACAGCGACGACAAGCUGGAGCGCAACUGCUUCUUCACCCUGGAGGGGGUCCACGAGGUCUUCCAGGAGGAGGGUCUGCACACGUCCGCCUACAGCUUCGACGAGGCCAAGGACUUGGACCUGGAGGACAUCGUGCGCUACAUCCAGGCCAGUGAGCGAGUGGUGAUCAUGUGUGCGAGCAGCGACACCAUCCGGGGCAUCAUGCUGGCGGCGCACAGACACGGGAUGACCAGCGGGGACUACGCCUUCUUCAACAUCGAGCUCUUCAACAGCUCUUCCUACGGAGAUGGCUCGUGGAAGAGAGGAGACAAACACGACUUUGAAGCGAAGCAGGCGUACUCAUCCCUCCAAACAGUCACGCUGCUGAGGACAGUGAAACCCGAGUUUGAGAAGUUUUCCAUGGAGGUGAAGAGUUCUGUGGAGAAACAAGGGCUCAAUGAGGAGGAUUACGUGAACAUGUUUGUUGAAGGGUUCCAUGAUGCCAUUCUGCUCUACGUCCUGGCUUUGCACGAAGUGCUCAGAGCUGGUUAUAGCAAGAAGGACGGAGGGAAAAUUAUCCAGCAGACUUGGAACAGGACCUUUGAAGGUAUUGCCGGGCAGGUGUCCAUAGACACCAACGGGGACCGGUACGGGGACUUCUCGGUGAUCGCCAUGACCGACGCAGAGGCAGGCACCCAGGAGGUGAUUGGUGAUUACUUCGGAAAAGAAGGUCGCUUUGAAAUGCGGCCCAACGUCAAGUAUCCCUGGGGGCCCUUGAAGCUGAGGAUCGACGAGACCAGGAUUGUGGAGCACACCAGCAGCUCCCCCUGCAAGUCGUCAGGUGGCCUAGAAGAAUCAGCGGUCACAGGAAUUGUGGUGGGGGCCUUACUAGGAGCUGGUUUGCUAAUGGCUUUCUACUUUUUCAGGAAGAAAUACAGAAUAACCAUUGAGAGACGAAACCGGCGAGAAGAAAGAAACCUCGGGAAACAUCGGGAGCUCCGGGAAGACUCCAUCAGAUCCCAUUUGUCGGUGGCUUAAAAGGAAGCCUUUGCUUUCGGCCCGAGAUUCUUUGGGGAGAUUGAUGGGAUGAAAGACAUGACUGGAACAGAGGCAUGCUCUUGAAGAACUCAUUCUUUUAAGCAUUUAGUCAUUUCGUUGUAAAAUUUCUUUAGAAGCUCAGGAACUAUCAUUAGUCAUCAGAUGCCUCUCGGCCUUUCAUCUCAUGACAGGAAAAUAUCAGAAUAUAAUGUCACUCUGUUAAAUGUGCACACUGUUUCCAGGGCCUGUGUUGGAUUUAUGGUUUGAGAAUCUGAUGUCUCCCUAUCUUGCUGGCUUUUGGGGGCAUUUCACACAAGGCUAUAAAAUGGGGUUUUCUCAAAUGAAAUGUUUUAUAGCUAGAAUAAAAUCAUUUUUACAAGUAGAAUAUUCUUAGAAAGAAUUUAACACCCAAGAA
Messenger RNA from Myotis brandtii (Brandt's bat), 1502 nucleotides. RefSeq names its product natriuretic peptide receptor 3 (gene NPR3). Bases 11 to 1087 code for a protein of 358 amino acids. The transcript is spliced from 8 exons. Lineage: Eukaryota; Metazoa; Chordata; Mammalia; Chiroptera; Vespertilionidae. Gene Ontology annotation, biological process: regulation of blood pressure; vasodilation. Gene Ontology annotation, molecular function: natriuretic peptide receptor activity; peptide hormone binding. Gene Ontology annotation, cellular component: membrane. The record is from RefSeq and is a predicted model, not a curated record.